This is a messenger RNA of Didymella exigua CBS 183.55, 1095 nucleotides long. RefSeq lists its product as uncharacterized. The transcript has 3 exons. NCBI's taxonomy places the organism in Eukaryota, Fungi, Ascomycota, Dothideomycetes, Pleosporales, Didymellaceae. Gene Ontology annotation, molecular function: arylformamidase activity. The record is from RefSeq and is a predicted model, not a curated record. The coding region runs from base 1 to 1095 and encodes 364 amino acids.
AUGGCAGAACCAAAGAAUACCGCCAGCACGCGCUUGACGCAGAUCACUGACUUCCUGACCAUGAAUAAGACAGCUACCACAAUCCCAUGGGAUCCGAACUCGACCAAGUUUCCUACCAGAAAAGAGCUCCCGGAUAUCCCAGGAGCACCCAAGGAAGCUGCCUGGACUUGGGGCAUAGAUGACUAUAUCGGUCGCCUCAAUCUCCUCACCCCAACCCGCGUAGCCGCUGCAGCUAGAGAAAUUCGUUCCGGAGAGAUUAUACCCGUCAAUCUGCCUUUGAACGUCCCUAAUCAGCCAGCCUUCGGUCGCGAGGUUUUCAAACACGAGAUCAAGACCUUGCACGAAGGCAUCGCAUACGACGACCUUUAUCAUAUGAACACACAAUCCGGCACGCAAUGGGACGGUUUCCGCCACUUCGCGCACAUCCCUACGGGCUCGUUCUUCAACGGUACCAAGGGCUCUGAUAUCGUUGGACCCGCCGCAAACCACAAGUGCUCUAUCCACCACUGGGCUGAACAUGGUGUUGCUGGGCGUGGUGUGCUGCUUGACUACCGCGGAUAUGCGCACAAGAAGGGUAUCAACUACGAUCCGUACGAUUACUACCCAAUCUCGUGGGAGGAGUUGUACCAGUGUGGAAAGGAUCAGGGUAUUGAUAUCAGACCGGCAGCGCAGGGCGGAGAUAUCAGGAUUGGAGAUAUGUUGUUCAUUCGCAGUGGCUGGAAGGAAGCGUACGAUAGCAAGUCGGACGAGGACAGGGCGAAGGCUGCGACAAGGCACGGGCCAAAUGGUGAAGAUGGUGCACGUUACGCGGGUGUUUCCCAGGAGCAGAAGAUCCUGGAUUGGCUUCACGAUUGCUAUUUCGCGACGGUUGGAGGUGAUGCCCCUGCGUUUGAAGCUUGGCCGACGCACGAGGACUACCAUCUGCAUGAGUAUAUUCUAGCGCUAUGGGGAAUGCCGUUGGGUGAGAUGUUAGAUUUGGAGAAACUAGCACAGACCUGCAGGGAAAAGAACAGGUGGUUCUUCUUCUUCACGAGUGCGCCAGCAAACUGCCCUGGAGGUGUCAGCUCGCAUGUCAACGGCACUGCAAUUUUUUAG